GCCAUGUCCGCGCGCGCCGGGUCGCGGCUGCUGCUCGCGGGACCCCCCCGGCGACACCGGGUGUCCGGGCCGGACCCGGAGCGUCUCCGGCUCUUCCAGCGGCUGCGGGCGGCGGCGGCGGCGGAGCGGCGGGACGGGCCCGGGGAUGGGGACGGGGCGGGCGGCGGUGCCGGGGGCGGCCGCCUCCCCCCGGGGACCCCCAUCCGCAUCGCGCUGCCCGGGGGGCACCGCCUGGACGGCCGCGCCCUGCAGACCACCCCGUUCCAGGUGGCCGCGCAGCUCGGGGGUGGCCUGGCAGAGGCAGCGCUGGUGGCCCGGGUGAACGGGGUCCUGCAGGACCUGGACCGGCCCCUGGAGCACGACAGCGACCUGGAGCUGCUCGACUUCUCCUCGCCGGAGGGGCGGGAGGCUUUCUGGCACUCCAGUGCCUGUGUCCUGGGGGCGGUGGCCGAGCAGUUUUUCGGGGGGAUGCUCUGCAGCGCCUGGGCCACCGAGGAUGGAUUCUACUGCGACGUGCACAUGGGGGACAGGACGGUGCAGAGUGCGGAGUUGCCGGCGCUGGAAGAGGCCUGUGCCGCGUUCGCCCGCGCCCGGCACCGCUUCGAGCGCCUCGAGGCCACACGCCAGCAGCUGGCUGAGCUCCUCAAGCACAACAGCUUCCAGCUGCAGCAGCUCGAGGAGGAGGUGACGUCCCCCACGGCCACGGUCUAUAGGUGCGGCCCCCUGCUCCAGCUCUGCCGUGGGCCCCUGCUCCGGCACACGGGGCUCAUCGGAGCCCUGCGCGUCCUCACGAGUUCAGCUGCGCUCUGGGGGGGUUUGGGGGGUCAAUCCCUCCAGCGCGUGGCCGCCGUGUCCUUCCCCACCCCCGAGGCCCUGGAGCGCUGGGAGCGGGCGCAGGAGGAGGCGGCUCUGCGGGACCACCGGCGGAUCGGGAGGGCGGCCGCGCUGGACGCGCUGCGGCCCCGCAUGAGCAACUGCUGCCGGCACCACGCACCGCUGCCCUGCGCCCGCCGAGCCUGGACGGACGUGCUGGACGGGUUCUGCACCGAUGAGUUCGGGGUGAAGACGCGGCAGUUCCACUGCUGCCGCCGGCACGGGGCCGCCCGGCGCCGCUGCUUCGCCCAGGAGACCCCGGCCCCCGCCUGGGACCCCAACACCGCCUGGGACACCAAAACCGCCUGGAACCUGGUCACCGAGCCCCCCUUCCCGCCCGGGGAGCCCACGGCCGCCAACUUGGGCAACAUCUGCGGGCUGCGGGAGCUGCGCCCCGGCCCCCCCGGGCCCGGCGCCCCCUCCGGGCCCCGCGUCCGGCUGCGGGUCCGCCUGGAGCGAGAGUUCGGGCGGUGCUGCCGCAACGAGAGCCUGAGCUGCGCCCACAGCGCCGUGAUGGCUGAAGGGGCUGAAUCGGUUCUGCCGGGAGGAGUCGGCGGUGAAGACGGCGCAGCACCGGUGCUGCCAGCGCGGGGGUCUCCGGGCCCGGGGCCGCUGCUUCGCCGCCGCCGCCCCCCACCCCGCCUACGACCGGGAGCUGCACAACGUGAGCCUGGUCCGGCCCGGCCCCGCCCUGCUGCGCUCGCUCUGCGGCCCCACCCGCCUCUUCACGCAGAGGCGGCCCGUGCCGGAGCUUUUUGGGGCCGUGACGGCCGCGUGUUGCCCCCUCCCCGCCGAGGAGCGCGGGGUCUGCGCCCGGGAGCAGCUGUCCCAGGCCAUCGCCACGCUCUGUGCCAGCCCCCAGGACGCCUGGCGGGACCCCCACGGCUGCUGCUCGUGGGAGGAGCCCGAGCGGCGCCGCUGCUUCGACAACGCCUACCUGGGCCAGGUGACCCUGGGGGCCGCCGUGGCCCCCCCGCCCCCUGGCCACGACGAGUGAACCCCCCCCAACCCCCGGCAUGA
Messenger RNA from Neopelma chrysocephalum (saffron-crested tyrant-manakin), 1893 nucleotides. RefSeq lists its product as uncharacterized. The record is from RefSeq and is a predicted model, not a curated record. The coding region runs from base 4 to 1893 and encodes 629 amino acids. Gene Ontology annotation, molecular function: ATP binding; threonine-tRNA ligase activity. NCBI's taxonomy places the organism in Eukaryota, Metazoa, Chordata, Aves, Passeriformes, Pipridae. Gene Ontology annotation, cellular component: extracellular region. Gene Ontology annotation, biological process: signal transduction; threonyl-tRNA aminoacylation. The transcript is spliced from 13 exons.